Microtus oregoni (creeping vole) is the source of this 4340-nucleotide messenger RNA. It is a transcript of the gene Tph1, whose product is annotated as tryptophan hydroxylase 1. Gene Ontology annotation, molecular function: iron ion binding; tryptophan 5-monooxygenase activity. Gene Ontology annotation, biological process: aromatic amino acid metabolic process; serotonin biosynthetic process. Lineage: Eukaryota; Metazoa; Chordata; Mammalia; Rodentia; Cricetidae. Gene Ontology annotation, cellular component: neuron projection. The transcript is spliced from 11 exons. The record is from RefSeq and is a predicted model, not a curated record. Bases 113 to 1444 code for a protein of 443 amino acids.
UGCUAGGCCUCUCGGCACCAUCCCUGCACGCUGUGCCCCGUCCCAGGUCACAGCUGUCAGAGGCAUAGGUCCUUCCUUGAGACUCGGGACUUGUUUAUAGUGCAGACACACCAUGAUUGAAGACAAGGAGAACAAAGACCGUUCCUCGGAAAGGAGCAGAGUGACUCUCAUUUUGUCCUUAAAGAAUGAAGUCGGAGGACUCAUAAAAGCACUGAAAAUCUUCCAGGAGAAGCACGUGAACCUGUUACAUAUCGAGUCUCGGAAAUCAAAUCGAAGGAAUUCAGAGUUGGAGAUUUUUGUUGACUGCGACAUCAGCAGAGAACAGCUGAAUGACAUCUUUCCCCUGCUGAAGUCCCACACCACUGUCCUCUCUGUGGAUUCCCCAGAUCAGCUCACUGGGAAGGAAGAUGCUUUGGAGACUGUUCCUUGGUUCCCAAAGAAGAUUUCUGACCUGGACUUCUGUGCCAACAGAGUGUUGAUGUAUGGGUCCGAACUCGAUGCAGACCACCCUGGCUUCAAAGACAAUGUCUACCGUAGAAGACGAAAGUAUUUUGCAGAGUUGGCUAUGAACUACAAACACGGGGACCCAAUUCCCAAGAUUGAAUUCACAGAAGAAGAGAUUAAGACCUGGGGAACCAUCUUCCGAGAGCUGAACAAACUCUACCCGACCCACGCCUGCAGGGAGUUCCUCAGAAACCUUCCUCUGCUCUCGAAAUGCUGUGGCUAUCGGGAAGACAACAUCCCACAACUGGAGGAUGUCUCCAACUUUCUAAAAGAAUGUACAGGGUUUUCCAUCCGCCCUGUGGCUGGUUACCUCUCACCGAGAGACUUCCUGUCAGGGUUAGCCUUUCGAGUCUUUCACUGCACUCAGUAUGUGAGACACAGUUCAGAUCCCCUCUAUACUCCAGAGCCAGAUACCUGCCAUGAACUCUUAGGUCAUGUUCCUCUCUUGGCUGAACCCAGUUUUGCUCAAUUCUCCCAAGAAAUUGGCCUGGCUUCGCUUGGAGCUUCAGAGGAAACUGUUCAAAAACUGGCAACGUGCUACUUUUUCACUGUGGAGUUUGGUCUGUGCAAACAAGAUGGACAGCUGAGAGUCUUUGGCGCCGGCUUGCUUUCUUCCAUCAGCGAGCUCAAACAUGCGCUUUCUGGAUGUGCCAAAGUUAAGCCCUUUGAUCCCAAGGUUGCUUGCAAGCAAGAGUGUCUCAUCACAACCUUCCAGGAUGUCUACUUUGUAUCUGAGAGCUUUGAAGACGCAAAGGAGAAGAUGAGAGAAUUUACCAAAACCAUGAAGCGCCCAUUUGGAGUGAAGUACAAUCCGUAUACUCAGAGUGUUCAGGUUCUGAGAGACACCAAGAGCAUAACCAGCGCUGUGAAUGAGUUGCAGUAUGACCUCGAUGUUAUCAGUGAUGCCCUUGCUCGGGUCAGCAGGCGGCCCAGUGUGUGAUCGUCUCCAGUCCGAAUCCAGAAAGUCAGUGAGCUUCAGUUCAGAGCCAGGGCCAUCUCUUGCUUCCCCCGAAGACCUGCUUGAGGAGGACAACAGCUCCCAGCUUAACAAAAUUUCUCAACUCUCUCUCUAAUAAAUCACCCACUGUCUCUGAAAAUGCACACCUGGAUGCUUUAGCCACUGCUGACAACUUUCUUCUUCUUCUUCUUCUUCUUCUUCUUCUUCUUCUUCUUCUUCUUCUUCUUCUUCUUCCUCCUCCUCCUCCUCCUCCUCCUCCUCCUCCUCCUCCUCCUCCUCCUCCUCCUUUUUUGGUACCUGCUUAGGGAAAUAUAAUUCACAUAUCAUGUGCUUCACCAAAAUGCCCAUUUAAAAUAUUUUAUUUCAUUAAAAUAUAGUUAAAUCAUCUUCCCCUUCCCUUUCUUUCCUCCAACUUCAUCCCCCAGUAUCACGGCCUUUUUACUGAAUACCCACUUUUGAUGGGGCAAGUUGUUUGACACUGGUCAGAGUUGGUCUUACCUUGAUGCUGUUUCCACCAGUUCGUCAUCAGCAAAUGGUCACUUUGAAUGCCCUGACGAAUGUAUCUGUAGCUGUUACUUGUCACCAACCUUGUCACAGCUCAGGCACAUUCACAGACUAGAUUUAUAGGAGACCAGCUGUUCUCACUGCCUGCAUGGACAGACGUGCAGAGGGCUUAGCCCUCGAGCAUGACUAGCAAAGAGCAAGUUGGCUUCAAGUGCAGUGUCAGACAAGGAUAUAGAAGUCACCAAGACUCAGCCAGGCAUGGCAGUGCCUGCACUUCCAGGUCUCCCUGGCGCCUUAUUUCAAGGUGUCACAGUAGAACAUAAGAACAUGAGAAGGCAGUGAGGUAGGAAACGAGGAAAGAAACAGAGAAGGGCCAGGGAGAGCAGUCUGGUCUGAGAGUGUGAUUUGUGGGGACUGUGAGGGUGGAAAGUAGUGAUGUAUGUCAGACAUGGAGCAUGAGCAGAAGCGGCUGUCUGAACUCUUCACUACUGUAACAGAGUGCAGAGGCAACCGACGUAUAGAGAGGAAAAGUUUAGCUUUGCUCAUAGGUUUGGAUGCUUUGGUCCAUUAGAAGUUGUUCCUGUGUUCUAAGUCUGUGAUGAACCAAGGCGUUGUGGCAGAGCAAAGCUAUAAACUUCAAAAAGGAUGGAAAAAGGAAAGAGGGAAGACUUGAGAUGAGGAAGAAGGUAGAAAGAGAGAGGGAUAAGGAGAGAGAGAGACAGAGAGAGCCUCUAGUACAAUUUAGGAGUUCAAUACUACCAGGGUAGGACAGUGGCUCAACAAUAAAGAACACUAGCCACUCUUCUAGAGGGCCUGGGCUUGAUUCCCAGCACUCACAUGGUGGCACACGACCAUCUGUAACUCCAGUUUCAGGGGAUCCAAUGUCUUCUUCUGGCCUCCAUGAAUAGCAGGCAGGCAUGCAAAUGGUGCACAGACACACAUGCAAGCAGAACGUCCAUACACAUAAAAUAAAGAAAUUAAAAACCUCUAUUUUUCACACUAAGAGUGAAAUCAAAUACCAUUGAACAUGCUUUAUUUCAAGCCCACCAGAUUGCUUACACUAGAUUUUUUUUUUUUACAUCCUUUUAAGACAUCAGAGGAAAUUGUUAACAGCUGCACUGUUGUCAGUCUUUCUUCCCGGACUUCCUUUGGGACCACCAGCCCCCCAAAUAAUGACAAGAAGACUUAUUAUUAAUUAUGAAAACUUGGCCUUUGGUUUAGGCUUGUUCCCAACUAGCUCUUAUAACUUAAACACCCAUAUCCAUUAAUCUACACUCUGUCUCAUGACUUUUUACCUCUCCUCCAUUCUGUUCAUACAAGUUGCUCCAUAUAUUGGUGGCAUCUUCUGUCUGUCUAGAUGCAUCCCCCUGAGUUCCUCUCUCCGCCUGGAAGUCCCACCUAACCUCUCCUGCUUAGCUAUUGGCUGUUCAGGUUUUUAUUAAAAUGGUUCACAACAACACAUCAUCACACAGUGUACAAAUGUCCCACAAUGCUGUAUUCCAUCCCAUGCUCUGCGAGGAAGCAGACUGAGGAAGGGUGACUCAGCCGUCUCAGCUCUUUAUAAACGGUCGCUUUCACAGCUACUGAGCAUCCAUACGAUGAUGACAUGUGAGCGUGUCUGAAAUCAUUUGACGUACAGACCAGCUAGUCUGUUUAGUCACCAGGAAAAGCACUCUAAAGAAAUCAUAACAGACAGCAUAGAGACCCCAUCUGCUGUGUCUGGUUAUUUUCACAAGACUUUGAUGACGCUGGAGAAUCACAGCUAGUGGGUUUUUAAAUGACGGUGCUUAAUAUUUGCUCUGACUAAUGCACUUUAAAAUAAUUAGUAGCUUCAAGAUAGUGGAAAUAUUUAGUGGCGGCCUUGACUUUGUCUAACCUCUGGAUCAUGAUAUUUGGCAAAUCAGGGAUCCAAGAGUUUUUAGAGUUUUCAAAAUACCUAAAAAAUUUUAAAUAAUUAUCCAAACACCAGGACCGAAUGAAAUCAAAAGCAUGGCUUGCAGUUCUUCACCGGAGACUCAUUCCUGACCACAGUAGCGUGUCUGACUUCAAAGAAAAGAGAAAUACGAAUCAUCAGAAUGCCUGUGUUCCUUAACUUCAUGCUUUGGCAUUUGGAGUUACAUAAGGAGCAAGGUACAGUAAAAUGUGUGGACUCAUUGAUAAUUUGUAAGUCGGCUUCCAGAGAAAGAAAAAAGCCAGGACUUUGCAGAAGCAAUAAAUAGCAGAGACCACAUGUUAAUAUGUCUAUAAAGUGGAUAAAGAUAAUUGUGAUCCAUUUCACUCUUGUCUUCAUCACACUGUGGAAUGUACAUUUAUAAUUUAAAAGUUUGCUAUUCUACUGUACAAUAAACUCAAAGUUCAUGUUCUUAAAAAGUGU